Molecule: messenger RNA, 4084 nt
Organism: Myotis daubentonii (Daubenton's bat)
Lineage: Eukaryota; Metazoa; Chordata; Mammalia; Chiroptera; Vespertilionidae
Gene: PDGFD
Product: platelet derived growth factor D
Biological process (GO): positive regulation of cell migration; positive regulation of MAP kinase activity; positive regulation of phosphatidylinositol 3-kinase/protein kinase B signal transduction
Cellular component (GO): membrane
Molecular function (GO): platelet-derived growth factor receptor binding; growth factor activity
Source: RefSeq, a predicted model, not a curated record
CCUGCCGCCGCCGGAGCCUGAGUGCGCGCAGCUCCGGGGCCGCAGCCUCGGGGCAGAGGCCACGCCGCGCCGCUCGCCGCCCCGGAACGCGCGGCGCCCGCCCCCUGCAGCCUGUGCUGCAGCUGCCGGCCGCCGGAGGGGGCGACCAAACAUCAACCUGUUGUUGGUCCCGUCACCAUUUAUCAGCUCUCAGCACCACAAGGAAGUGCGGCACCCACACGCGCUCGGAAAGUUCAGCAUGCAGGAAGUUUGGGGAGAGCUUGGCGACUAGCGCGGCGGCCGGCCAUCGCGGGGGAGCGCGGGCGGCAGUAGCGCGGUGCGGCGGCGGCCGUCCCGGGAGAUCGCCCGGGUUUUUCUGAGAGCAAGGCUGUCCCUCGGUCUCCGGUCCCAAUGCCCCGGCUCAUCCUUGUCUACACUCUAAUCUGCGCAAACUUUUGCAGCUACCGGGACACUUCUGCAGCCCCGCAGAGCGCAUCCAUCAAAGCUUUGCGCAACGCCAACCUCAGGCGAGAUGAGAGCAAUCACCUCACAGACUUGUACCGGAGAGACGAAACCAUCCAGGUGACAGGCAAUGGCCACGUGCAGAGUCCCCGCUUCCCAAACAGCUACCCCAGGAACCUGCUUCUGACAUGGCGGCUCCAUUCCCAGGAGAAAACAAGGAUACAGCUAGCCUUUGACAAUCAGUUUGGAUUAGAGGAAGCAGAAAAUGAUAUCUGUAGAUAUGAUUUUGUGGAAGUGGAAGAUGUAUCUGAAACCAGUACCAUUAUUAGAGGACGAUGGUGUGGACACAAGGAAGUUCCUCCAAGGAUAACAUCAAGAACAAACCAAAUUAAAAUAACAUUUAAGUCAGAUGACUACUUUGUGGCUAAACCUGGAUUCAAGAUUUAUUAUUCUGUUGUGGAAGAUUUCCAACCCGCAGAAGCCUCGGAGACCAACUGGGAGUCGGUCACAAGCUCUAUCUCAGGGGUCUCCUAUCACUCUCCAUCAGUAACUGACACCACUCUCACUGCGGAUGCUCUGGAUAAAACAAUUGCACAAUUUGAUACGGUGGAAGAUCUGCUCAAGCACUUCAGUCCUGAGUCCUGGCAAGAAGAUCUUGAGAAUCUAUAUUUGGACACCCCUCAUCAUCGAGGCCGGUCAUACCGCGACAGGAAGUCAAAAGUGGACCUGGACAGGCUCAAUGAUGAUGCCAAGCGUUACAGCUGCACUCCCAGGAACUACUCCGUAAACUUGCGAGAGGAGCUGAAGCUGACCAACGUGGUCUUCUUCCCGCGGUGCCUCCUCGUGCAGCGCUGCGGAGGAAACUGUGGCUGUGGCACUGUCAACCGCAAGUCCUGCAAGUGCACUUCGGGGAAAACCGUGAAAAAGUAUCAUGAGGUAUUAAAGUUUGAUCCUGGCCAUCUCAGGAGAAGGGGUAGAUCGAACUCCAUGGCUCUCGUUGACAUCCAGUUGGAUCACCAUGAGCGGUGUGAUUGUAUCUGCAGCUCCAGACCACCUCGAUAAGAGAAUACGCAUGUUCACUAAGCAUGGAAGAUCCUUUAGUUCAGUGGUUGGCAAACUGCGGCUCGUUAGCCACAUGCGGCUCUUUGGCCCCUUGAGUGUGGCUCUUCCACAAAAUACCACAUGCGGGUGCACAUGUACAGGGCGAUUGAAACUUUGUGGUCCAUGCGCAGAAGUCGGUAUUUUGUGGAAGAGCCACACUCAAGGGGCCAAAGAGCCCCUUUUGCCGACCACUGCUUUAGUAUAAGGAGGGUUUUACAAGUGACCCUUUUCCCACCAGCAGCUGAACUUACUGCUAGCCUGCAAAGCAAUGAAUACAAGUGGUUGUUGAGUUUCAGCUUAGCUUCCUUAGUGUCAUGGCAAGCAGAAAGGUAUAUCAUCAACCUCUAUAUCCAGAAUAUAGAAUUGUAUUUAAUAAUAGUGUCUGAGGAUAUAUCCAUGUCUACAUGUAAAUGGUCAAAUGGUUUAUUCAGUAUAUAUAACCAGGUACACCAGAGCUUACAUAAGGUUGAGUUAUUUAGUUCCUUAAAGUCUUUUGACAAAAUAAGGGACAUAGUAAAUACAUGAAAUAUGUCUUUGAAAUAUUCGGAAGGUUAAUUUAUUUUUAAAUUUUGAAUCACAAAAAAUUUUUUAAUCUUGCUCUUUUAAAGAAAGCACCUUAUAUAUUAAAAACCAAAAGAUGAGUUUUUCUUAUAUACAUCUUAACUAUAAAAAAAGGAAAAUAUGGUUCCUGGGGAAAAGGCACAAACCAAACCAUGUUUCUUCAUGAGACACACUACAUACUUGCCUAUGUAGACAAUAAUUACCUUUCUCCAAGAGCAUGCCAUGAUAAGACAGGCGCUUUGGAAAUUAAGUCUCCUUUUGGUGCAUCUUGCUGAGGCAUGCCAAUUUAUGUAACACCAGCCUCAAAAAAUUUUCUCAGAAGGCUUGUUAUUAUAAUCCUACAAGAUGCAAUUGAUAAGCUGUAGUACAAAUUUUAAUUGUUUCUUUCCAGAAACCCAUCUGCAGAAGUAACGUCUCUGGAGAAUGGCCUGGGGACUCUGUAUGAGCCUUUCAGAACAAUGCUCAUUGAAAGAUUUAGGUAGUUGAAAGUCAAAAAAUUAAGCAUUGCGCUAUUAACCUUACUGGAAAUUUGAUAGAAUACUUGAUAGGACCCAUAUUUAAUAAUGAAUUCAAACUCUCCAAACUGUGCUAAUUGAUUUUCUGUAUAUUGCUUCUGUGUUCCUGUCUCUUCCAUAUAUGGAUUUACAAUGGCAUUUUAUAUUUGGCAAGCCAUCAUGGAUUACUUAUAGCCUAAAAGCUUUUGUGUAUUAAAACAACCUAAGCUUAUUUAUAUAAAUCCCUAAUCAUGUACACACUCCCCAACUCUGAAGUCCUGUUUCUGAACCAAGUGAAAUCAGAGCUGGGGUCUCUAGUUCUUCGCCAGAUCUAUGGGGCUUAUUCUAAGAAGCCACUCUGCAAAUUGUGGGAGCAAGAGCUUGGCCCGGUUCCACCACUAGAAAACUGUUUCUGCAUCAGUGGUUAUCAUUGCUAUGCAGAGUAAUUUUUCCUCUCUGGCUCCUUACUGUCUAUUUGAAGGGAGACUGACUCCAGGAGCAGGAAGUGAUUCAUCAUUCUCCAAAGCAAGACUCUUAAGAAAGCAACCCUGAAAUCAAGAUAGCUGAGGGGCGUCUCAGAGAGAACUACGUUUUUCUUGCUGCCUUGAAAGAUAAAAGGAGAGCCUAUUUCUUUCCUGAGUCCAGGUCCCUACUGACUAGACCCAAUUUGAGUGAGGGGUAUAUGACAGGUGCUUGUUAAGUCCCCGUGUCAGAUGAGGGACCACAAUCUCUUUGGAAUUUUACUAGUAAGCAUGGUGCCCUCAGGACCAAAUCCUCAGCUACCCCUAGCUCAUUUCUUCUCAGCUCUUUGAAAAGAAAGGCCAAUGCUUUUUGAAAACAUGCCUUCAAAAUGUGUCCAGGGGAGUGAGUGGUAAGAUUAAACAGAGAUUGUUCUGUUGUCCAAAGUCCCAGCGUGCAAUCAGCAAUAGCUGAGACAGGACAUCACUCUUCCCCUUCGGGACCAUUUGCAAGUUUCCUCUGAAAACAUCGGAUUCCUGUACCAAAACCAAAAUGUGUGACAUCACGUUAGCGUGUUCAGUUUACAUCAUGUCUGUAAGUAGGAAAAAUGAGAGUGUUUUACCCAAUUUUCAAUAAACGUUCCAGGCUGGGAACCCGUGAAAGCCCUUGUCUGCACUUCUUAUCUAUUCGCUGAAAUGUGAGCAGGCAGAUCCCCUCACUUUUCUUUUUUCUUUCCUCGGUGUUUUAUUAAAACGUCUCCCUUGGUUAUCUGUUACCUAUUGUAUUUCCAAUAAAUCUGUUUCAUCGCCAUCAAAGGAAUAAAAAACUCACCGUACAAAGUGCAUUUCAAAACAAAGCCUAAUAAAUGCACCUGAAAUAAAUGCCUUUCAUUCAAUAUGUUCUUAGAGGGCAAACCAUUUUCAAAAGUAGCAUUUUUGUGUUUGUCAUAUUGGUAACAUGCAGCUUUUUCCCCUCAUAGCACAUGUAAUAACCCUCUUAUCUUCCUGAAAAAUAAAUGUUGCUUUUGA